Molecule: messenger RNA, 384 nt
Organism: Stylonychia lemnae
Lineage: Eukaryota; Ciliophora; Spirotrichea; Sporadotrichida; Oxytrichidae
Source: the annotation of a GenBank genome assembly
AUGAAGAAAUCAAAGGCCCAUUUAAGUUUUAAAGAAUAUGGGGAAAUAACUUAAAGAUCUAAGUCUAAAAAAGUUUUACCUGGCUAAAAGAAGUAGUUAGAAUUGAAAAAGGAGUAGGAUAGAAUUAAGAAACUGUUGUAAAAUAAUUAUUUCGCUAAUAAUUAUGCAGCAAGAGGAGGUAUCCACCCAUCUUACUAAUAAUUGAAAUCAAGAUUUCCACUUUUUGAAAUGGUUGUUUAAGAUGACGAUUUUAUGAAAAGAUUAGAGAGAAGGAAAGAAGAUGUCAUAUAUCUUAAUGAAUCAGUCAGUAAAAAUAUCUAUAAUGACUAAGAAAUUAACUUUAAUGGAAUUAUGAAAAAAGCCAGAUGGAGAUCAAGAUUAUGA